AUGCCUCCUCGGAAAAAGGCCAAGCGUGCACACUCCAUCACUCCCCUGGAGGACACGACGGCGCAAUCCAGCGCGAACACCCCCGGAUCGAGCGACAGCACCGGGAAGCCCGAGCCCGAAUAUGACUUGAUUGGCGAUCCCUGGACAGAUGAUCAGGAGACAGCCUUGCUGAAGGCAAUAAUUAAAUGGAAGCCCGUUGGUGUCCACAAGCAUUUCCGCAUGCUUGCAAUUGCAGACUACUUGAAGAGCCAAGGAUAUGCACCCUCGUCGGCAGAACACAUGCGCAUUCCCGGGAUAUGGAAGAAGUUGGCCACCUUAUACAACCUGGAAGCUUUGGAUGAGCGGGAGAACGCGGUGUUUACAGACGUGAAUGAAGAUGACGAUGAGCCGAGCGAGAUGUACUGGUCCUUUGAGCUCCCCUACGACGAGUAUGGCGAUCUUAUGUUCGAGAGACGGCUAGCAACGGAAGGAUCCUUGUCGCCUGUGACCAGUCGCCACGCUGAGUCUCGACGAGGAAGCACGGUAGCAGACACAGAUGAACCGCGCUCCUCCCCCGCUCCGUCGCGAGGCCGAAAGUUCAACCGCAGCACUCGCCAAGUCGCACGGGAAACACGAUCGUCAAGACUCCAAGUCGAUAUUGGUUCGGGUAGCCAGGGAAAGGCAUCCGACGAGGACGUUGAUUCGGGAGAGGAGUCCGAUGCGCCUGAAGAGGGUGAAGACGAGGAGGGUGAAGAGGCCAGCGAUGGCGGCAAGGACAGUGAGGCGGAGGAAGAAGAAGAGAGUGACAAAGGAGGAGCGCGAAGUACGAGGGCACAAGCAUCGCGGUCCAAGAAAAAGGACACCAAAAGGGCGUCAACGAGCACAGCAACCCGCCGCACCGGUCGCCGACGUUGA
This is a messenger RNA of Penicillium canariense, 894 nucleotides long. Its product is annotated as EAF7 family protein. Gene Ontology annotation, biological process: regulation of transcription by RNA polymerase II. The coding region runs from base 1 to 894 and encodes 297 amino acids. NCBI's taxonomy places the organism in Eukaryota, Fungi, Ascomycota, Eurotiomycetes, Eurotiales, Aspergillaceae. Gene Ontology annotation, cellular component: NuA4 histone acetyltransferase complex; nucleus. The transcript has 4 exons. The record is from RefSeq and is a predicted model, not a curated record.